AUGAGAGAUGAACUGCAAGCCCCUACUACCUCACUGUGGUUUGCCUGUAUUCUAGAUAUUAUGUGGGGUCUCCUUGUCUUAUUCAACUGGUCUGUUAAGUUGGAGGCUCGAAUCCAACAGUCGCCAGAAUGGUCAUCCGAGAACGGAAAACUGACCAUCGUGGCCAAAGAGAAGGAGAUGCAAACGGUGAUGGGUCAGCGGCAGAAGCUUAGCUUCUUCGACGUCAAACUGGCCAACUUCAUGUUCUGUUCUGCAUUCUGUGGGGAGAAGGUAUUCACAGCCAAAGAAAGCGAGCAGACUUUCACGUCUCCAUCCUUUGACAGCAGUACGCUGGAGAACGAGGUGACAUGUGCAUGGCACAUAAAGGCCCCUCCACACACACGUGUUCGCUUGAGCAUAGCUGAACUGUUUGACAUCGGAUAUGAGCAGUACAGCUGUGAGGAGUACGUGGAGAUCCGCUACAAGGGGACAGAUAGCACGGGAACCAGGUUAUGUUCGUCAAACACAACGAUACAUGACAUCGUUUCCUAUGAUAACGAGGUACUCGUCUUAUUCCGGAGUGUCCCCAAGGAGGCUAAGGACAGCAGAUCUCGCUGGUUCAGACUCAGCUACGCUGUCACAGACGGCUGCGGCGGAUGCAGUCCUGAGGAGACUGCUCCCAUGGCUAAGCCUUGUCCACGCCGGACACUCUACGACUGUUCUCCGGACUCAGGGUAUGACCAGGAGUGGGCUCGCUGUGGCUUUAAUGUGUGUUCCCCAGGGACUUCACCCCAGCGUGACCCCACUUCCGGUCUGUGCAAAGUAGAAGAACUGAAACCCUGCCCCUUCCAGACCGGCUAUAAGAAAUGCCUGCAAACAAGAUACGAGCCGUGUCCAGAGAACCAUCUUGUGCAGCCCUGCUGUGCCCAUUACACAGAAGAUGUGAACACAGGAGAGUGCGUGCCGGAAGCCUCUACAACAACAGCAACCGCUUCCGCCACGUGA
Molecule: messenger RNA, 984 nt
Organism: Liolophura sinensis
Lineage: Eukaryota; Metazoa; Mollusca; Polyplacophora; Chitonida; Chitonidae
Exons: 8
Coding region: 1-984 (327 amino acids)
Biological process (GO): proteolysis
Molecular function (GO): metalloendopeptidase activity
Source: RefSeq, a predicted model, not a curated record